Messenger RNA from Lachancea nothofagi CBS 11611, 489 nucleotides. The record is from the annotation of a GenBank genome assembly. NCBI's taxonomy places the organism in Eukaryota, Fungi, Ascomycota, Saccharomycetes, Saccharomycetales, Saccharomycetaceae.
AUGAUACACUUGAUUUGCCUUUAUUGUCGAGUUUCAGCAUGUGUCGCAAUUCUUGAAGAGAAGUGGGUAGCUGGGAACAGCAUCUUUGUCCUAGUUGUUGAUCUUGGAGUUAACAUGGAUUCUUUCCUCAUCAUUCAGUGUCAGUCAAUUUUCCAAGUAGCAUUUAUUGAAACUGCCUCCUACAUCCCAUCCAGCGAACUUCAUCCAGCUCGAGACAACGAUGGCUAUCGUCCUUUACCAACCGACAAAGGUUCUACACUAAAGUUCAAGCGCUACAGUCCUCAUGCAGGGAUCCCUCAACAAGAUCAUGCCGAGGACAACCUUCGGAAUUCUGAAACCGCGCCCGCCGAGCUACCUUCGAAGCUUUCGGCGUCUGGUUGCACGAACUCUGGGGUUUGCUUUGCUGUGGCUUCACUGUUAAGGCCCUACGGGUGCUAUUUUGGUCAAUUCUCGAUCGUAGUAUGGCAAAAGCGCACCAUAUGUGGCUAG